Messenger RNA from Nycticebus coucang (slow loris), 7596 nucleotides. Its product is annotated as cytochrome P450 1B1. The transcript is spliced from 3 exons. Bases 2667 to 4298 code for a protein of 543 amino acids. NCBI's taxonomy places the organism in Eukaryota, Metazoa, Chordata, Mammalia, Primates, Lorisidae. The record is from RefSeq and is a predicted model, not a curated record. Gene Ontology annotation, molecular function: iron ion binding; heme binding; oxidoreductase activity, acting on paired donors, with incorporation or reduction of molecular oxygen.
GCAGAGAAACCUUGAUAAAUGCUUUCCAGAAUGGUGACAGCCCAGAAUUGGCAUGAGCCUAUAGCUAAUUCUCAUCCACCAAAUUAAAGUCUAGGAGAGACUGAUACACACAGCAGAGUCCUGAAUUGUUCUGCAAGGGUCUUGCUACAGUUGGACAUUGCAAGGAUAUACUGUAGGCCAACACCAGUCUGGGAAACCAAUGCAGUUGCUCAAAAACUAACCUUACCACUGGUCUGAGUACUCAUGAUGUGUGAGAUCAGUCCCAGAGAAUCUUGCAAACAUUACUGAAUAGACUAGCGGUUCUCAACCUGUGGGUCAUUAUCCCUUUUUUCUAUUUGUAUCAAUGUUGCAAUUAGGAAGGUUGAGAACCACUGGAAUAGAAACUUUUACAUAAAGGCAUUCUCUUAUCAGGUCUGAUAGUUUAUCGCUAGUUUCAAUCUCUCAAGAAGUCCACUCUCUUCAGACACCACUUUAUAUUUCUUUAGGAUGUAAUCAGCUAAUCCAAGGUCAGCUGUGAGACAGCAGUCUGUGGGCCUUCCUCAUAACCGAUUUAAUUGCAAAGGGUGAGCAUAUGAUAUUUUUAUGAUCCUCAGAAUUCUCACUUAUGAAAACAAAAACAAUUUUUUUUCCAGAUGAAUUUUUUUUUUUUUAAAGCAGGCAAGAAAGAAGGCCUUUCUGCCUCUUAUCUGAAAUUUUCUUCCCAGUAAACUUAUGAGGGAUCUGGAGUAGGACUUCGUGGGUUCAGAUUCUGGCUCCACUUCUUGGUUGCUUUGUGACUUGGGUUAAGUCACACAACCUUUAUGAACCCCAGUUUACUCAUCUGUAAACUGGUCAGUAAUAGCAAGAGAUCCACAGUCCUGACAAAGGUUAAGAGCCGUAACCUUAACCUGGCUCCUGUGCUUUGCGAGGCAUAUCCCAGAAAAAGAGCCAAGCUCAGGAAGCCAUAGCUUGGAGGACAAAUAUCUGAAGUACUUUGAAAAAUACUUAAAGCAUAAGAUUGUCAGUGGUAAACACAACUUUUAUAUUUACCCUUUGUGAGGCCCUGAGGUACAAUUGCUACCUGCUUAACUAGAUAGAUCCCACUUCGACCCCGAGUUUCCCCCCCACCCCGUUUUCCUCCUCCCCGGCUUCGAAGGGAAGACCUUGUUGUCUUGGGUAUCUUCAAAAUACUAUGCGCCAGCCUGUUGGAAAGGGCUCAGCCCCAGCCUGAGCGCCGUGGCUCCUCCUUUGAAGGAAGCGACCCCUAGUGGAGCGCGCGCGUGCCUGGGAACCGGACCCAGCCGCGGGUGCCAGGCGGGGUCGCGAUGCGUGGAUGGAGCGGCCUUCAGGUUGGGACCGAGAGUCCACCCGCUCGUCUGGCUGGCUCGGCUGUGCGUGCACCGCUAAGGGUGGUGGCGGCCGCCGCCUCCGCGCGUCAGGUGCCGCGGGGAGCGCCCAAGGGUAUGACUGUAGCCGACUUUCCAGAAGCCGCGCACACAAAGCACAGCUCCGCACGCAAGGGGGAGGCGACAGCAGAGUAAAUUACCUCCCGACCAAGUUUGCAGGCGGGCUGUUUUCCUCCUCUGGCCACUCUCCGCCCUUGCUCGCGUCCCUCCCUCCUUGGUCUCUCCUCCCCCUGUCCCCUGCCCCCGUAUUCGCCCCAGCGCGGCUUCACGCCCUGCGCCAUCCGUUCCGGACGCGGCCAGGACGGUCCCUCGCCUUCUGGUUGGGGAGAAGCUGCUCUCAGGGAUUCCUGAUCUCAUCACACUAGGUGGAAAAAUAUUUCCACGUCAAAGCGCUUCAACUAAGAGGCCAAUUUGUUGUCGAGAACUUAAGAAAAAUAAAUAACCAGGAGCGUUGCUAGGCAAACCGCCAGCACAACCCGAAUUUCCUUGUUUUAAAAGAGGUUUCCCUUCCCGACUCGGGUGCCUGCGGAUCGUUAUAGCGCGUUUCUCUCGGGGGACAAAGCUCAGGUCACGGAGAGGCAAGGGAGGUCGUACGCUCGCAGCGUAAGGCGCGCUCCCACCCAGAGCGCAGCGGCUUGGAGUGGUUCUGUCCCAAUUUCUGGGGAAAUCGUGCAGUCUCGAUUUGGGGUGACUGAACGGCUACUCAACAGACGGAAAUUUUAUGCCGCCGCUCCCAGUAAAGCUGCAGGUGUAGCUCCCUGGCGGUCGGGCUGCGCCGCUACCGCCGGGCCGGGCAACCCGAGCGCCCAGACUCUAGUAGCAGUCGGACGGUGCCAGCGCCCGCCGCCCCGCCCCAGGGCUCUUUUUCUCCUCCAGUCCUUAAAACUCGGAGAAGCGGGAUGGCGAGUUUUGAUUCAGCCCUGUGAGGAAACACCUCUGCGAUGCAGCGGUGAGAGCCUCGCAGGGAAGCAUAGGACUUGACACCACUCAUCUAAUCUACACCAGUGUCAGUCCCACCGCUAUGAGAGAACGCCCACUUUGCCAGAGCCUCAGGUGCAGCGGGGCUUGGCCGAGGAGUCACCUUUCCCCUGUCCCCAUCCCAAUUCGAGCGCUUCUGAUCUGAGGACGCCAAGAGACUCCAGAGUAGGUGCUAAAGUUCCCAGAGCGGGCAGCAGGUGGCCAGGGUUCCUGGAGAUGUUUGGGCGGUCGUCUUGUGCUCGGUAAAGACCCCGUUUCGGGAUCCUCUGUUGCGCGCCGCUGGAAACCGCGGGUCUGGGAAGCAUGGCCGCUAGCCUCUGCGGGAACGACCCUUGGCCACUAAGCCUGCUGUCCGUCCAGCAGACCACGCUGCUGCUGCUCCUCGCGGUGUUGGCCGCCGUACACGCGGGCCAGUGGCUGUUGAGGCAGCGGCGGCAGCAGCUGGGGUCCGCGCCCCCGGGCCCCUUCCCAUGGCCGGUGAUCGGAAACGUGUUGACGGUGGGCAGGGCCGCUCACCUCUCCUUCACGCGUCUGGCGCGGCGCUACGGCGACGUCUUCCAGAUCCGCCUAGGCAGCUGCCCCAUAGUAGUGCUAAAUGGGGAGCGCGCCAUCCACGAGGCUCUGGUGCAGCAGGGCGCGGUUUUCGCUGACCGGCCGCCCUUUGCCUCCUUCCGCGUGGUGUCCGGGGGCCGCAGCAUAGCAUUCGGGCGUUACUCAGAGCACUGGAAGACUCAGCGGCGCGCGGCGCACGGCACGAUGCGCGCGUUCUCCACUCGCCAGCCGCACAGCCGCAGCGUCCUGGAGGGCCACGUGCUGGGCGAAGCGCGCGAGUUGGUGGCACUGCUGGUGCGGGGAAGUGCGGGCGGCGCCUUCCUCGAUCCCAGGCCGUUGACCCUCGUGGCCGUGGCCAACGUCAUGAGCGCCGUGUGCUUCGGCUGUCGCUACAGCCACGACGAUGCCGAGUUUCGCGAGCUGCUCAGCCACAACGAGGACUUUGGGCGCACAGUGGGCGCGGGAAGCCUGGUGGACGUGCUGCCCUGGUUGCAGCUCUUCCCCAACCCGGUGCGCACCGCCUUCCGCGAAUUCGCGCAGAUCAACCUCAGUUUCACCAACUUCGUCUUCGACAAGUUCCUGAGGCACCGGGAAUGCCUUGGGCCCGGGGCCGCUCCUCGGGACUUGAUGGACGCCUUCAUCCUCUCCGCGGAAAAGAAGGUGACCGGAAACUCUGGCCAUGGUGGCGCCCAGCUGGACUUGGAGAACGUGCCCGCCACUCUGACCGACAUCUUCGGCGCCAGCCAGGACACGCUGUCUACGGCGCUGCAGUGGCUGCUCCUCCUUUUGGCCAGGUACCCUGAUGUGCAGGCUCGCGUGCAGGCAGAACUGGAUCAGGUUGUGGGGAGGGACCGUCUGCCCUGUAUGGGUGACCAGCCCAACCUGCCCUAUGUCAUGGCCUUUCUUUAUGAAGCCAUGCGCUUCUCCAGCUUUGUGCCUGUCACCAUUCCUCAUGCCACCACUGCCAGCACUUCCAUAUUGGGCUACCACAUCCCCAAAGACACAGUGGUUUUCGUUAACCAGUGGUCUGUGAAUCAUGACCCAGUGAAAUGGCCUAACCCAGAAGACUUUGAUCCAACUCGAUUCUUGGACCAGGAUGGCUUCAUCAACAAGGACCUGACCAGCAGCGUGAUGAUUUUUUCAGUGGGCAGACGGCGGUGCAUCGGUGAAGAGCUUUCUAAGAUGCAGUUGUUUCUCUUCACCUCCAUCCUUGCUCAUCAGUGCAAUUUCAGAGCCAACCCCAAAGAGCCCUUGACAAUGAAUUUCACUUAUGGACUGAGCAUUAAACCCAAGUCAUUUAAAAUCAACAUCACUCUCAGAGAGUCCAUGGAGCUCCUUGACGGUGCUGUCCAAAAGUUACAAGCCGAGGAAGUUUGCCAGUGAGAAGCCAGAGGCAAGCGGAAAUUUUAGAACUACUCAAGUCUUGGGGGAUGGGAAGUAAAAUUCCGUUUUUUUCUAGCUCCUGUUCUGUGAUGCCUCUCAGCCUGUAAGGUGAGCAUAAACCCCACAGUAGAGGUGGGCUUCAUGCUGAGGAGCUCCUCCUGCGUACUGGGCUGUGCACCAGCGCCUGGAAGAGUCUUCAAAUCAAAGAGUUAAAGGGUCCAAGGAAUUUUUAUACAUAUACUGGAGCCUGCUAGUAAUAAUUUCUUAGGGUAGCCUUCUUUGGAGCUAAAACACACACACACACACACACACACACACACACACACACACACACACAUGCUUUCUUUUUUAUUAUUAUUAAAUCACAGCUGUGUACAUUAAUGCGAUCGUGGGGCACCAUACACUGGUUUUAUAGACCAUUUGACACAUUUUCAUCACACUGGUUAACAUAGCCUUCCUGGCAUUUUCUUAGUCAUUGUGUUAAGACAUUUACAUUCUAUAUUUACACACGCUUUCUAAUGAAGAGGUAUUUCAAUAAAUGAUAUACCUUUCUAGGUGAGAGAUUGAUUCAUCUUCCACGUACAGAAAUUGACUCCAUAGAAAACUGUGUUAAAAGUUAUGGAGUAUAUUGUUGAAGAUACAAAGGCAAGUAAUUUCAGUGUAACAUAUGUGAUUGAGGGGGUUAAGCAGGAAAGAGAAAGACAGCCAAUAAUCCCUUCUGGCCUUUUCAGUGAAAUCGCUUAGACAGACUGGUAUUUGUGAGUGGAUUUACCCUUUUGCUUCUGAUAUAAUUCCAUACUUUUUAGGAUAAAUCAUAAGGUCAGUUGCUUAAAAAGAAAUUAAUAGUUGAAUUAGUGAUGAUAGUGGGUGUAAGUAAUUUAUCAUGCAUUUUGAAGUAUGAAUUGUUGAAUUGUAAAAUUCCAAGCUUUGGUUGCCGAAGUACAAUUUUGCCAAAGUACAAUUUUUCAAUCAUGAGCAAGAAACCUACAAAUAAACAAAAAAGAAACCCCCAAAUUUCCAACUAAACUUCAAAUUAUGUGAUUGUAAUAUACUGAUUUUAGUAAGUAUCAUAAGUUAAAAGGAAGCUAUCAAGUAGUAUUCUCUCUCUCUCUCUCUAUAUAUAUAUAUACACGUAUAUAAUAUAUAUUACAUAAUCAUCUGUAAGCAGUAUAUUAGUAUUAUUUUGUUAAGGAAAAGGUUGAAUAAUAUGCCUUGUAUAAUGUUGCAAAUUGAAAAGUACAACCAAUUCAACUAAGUGUGGCUCAAAUUAAAUGUGACUAAAAAACCAUUAAAUGAGCUUGAUUAAAUCAACACCCUAUUUUUGGCACAAGGAAACCAAGCAAGGCCUCUUUUUUUCAUCCAAAACUUGGACAAGAACUGACAAAUCUCAAAAUCAGAUCCAAAGAUGAGUUUUUAUUUUAUAACUUUCUACAUUAAAAUUGUAUUCAUAAUACAGAAUCUCUGUUUGAAACUGAUUUAAUUAAUAUGUUAAAAUUUAACUCUUGGUGUGCUUAAAUUUAAAUUUAAUUUCAAAGCUAUUCUGAUUAUUGAGUUGCAGUUGGAGUUAGUGAGAACCACCGUUAUCCUUGGAAAGCGGAGAACUCUAACCAGCGUCUGCUGAAGACAAAGGCCGUGAUUUAUCUGGACGUUCUCUUCACUAGGUAACAAGGGGGAAACUCCCAUUAGAACUGAUCUAGUUUCUCCUUAUGUGAUUUUUUAAAUGGUAGCCUUUAUGUCUGCUUUUUGGAAAGUUAAAAUCAGAAGAUAGUUUUGGGAAGCCGUUUUAAGAAUUACAUUGAAAGAAGGGGAGCCGAUCAGAUCAGUUGCUUUAAGAUGGCCAAUCCUGUGAACAUUUACACUGGUAGCUGGGAAAGCCUAAAGCUCUAACACAAAGUAUGCAUUUGGUUUAUGUAAAUAACCUGAAAACCUUUUAAAAAGUGACAGAAGGUUGCGAAAGUACAAAGUGAAGUUGUAAGUUUCAAUUUUCACUGCAAUUCAACUUCUGAAGGAAGUUCUACAGUGUAAGAGCUUGCUUGUUAAAUUUUAUUAAGUUUUUGGACUCUUUGUAUCAAAAUUACAAAGAAAGGCGUUUAUGAUGGCUGUGUGUAUGGAUGGUAAGAGGAGGAAAGAUGGUUAAACAUUUUCCCACUCAUUGCAAAUUGAUUAAUUUGGAGCACAAAAUUUGAAGCAAUUUAACAUUUCAAAAAAAAGAUGUUUGAUAUAGCAGUAUUAUAUCUUAAAUAGUCUAUUUUUUAAAAAUCUACAAUAUAGCAGAUCUGUUUUGUAGUUUGGAAUAUUUUAUGAUAAAACUCAUGUAAUUUUUAUUUUAAAAGUUUAUAGCUGUACUUCUUGACUAUGAAACAUUGUUUGUGUCAAGAUACUAAAUUCAACUAAAGGCUUGCCCAAUACGUUUAAAUUUUUUUGACACUGGCCAUUCCAAAACAUUAUACCCAGCAGGGCUGAGACAGUGAUUUGCGUCUGCAAAUCAUAGUAGUAGUUACAUACAUAGUAGUAGUUACAUUACAUAGUUGGAAUUGAAAUAAAUUCUGGGGAAUCAGCAUUAAGAUGUAGCUUUUAAUGUUUGAUAUGCCAAAUUUAUGACAGAUCUGUUUCUGAUUACAUAUACUGAACAGCAUUUAUUUAGAUGUGUAACAGUAAAAAUAAUCACAUGCCAAUCUGGAUGCCUCAUUAAGUCAACCAAGUCCAGAUAUGCGAUAAUCCAUUUUCAUGUAUGUGGGCUCAGUCGUCGUCUGAUGCUUGUAGCAAAGAGAAAGCAGUGCUUAUAGAGAAGAAAGUAAGGUAUGUGCUUGGAGGUUACCUGGCUUACUGAUAUGCUUAUAAUAUAAUUUAAAGAAGGAAAACAAAAUCCAAAAGGAACAAAAAUAACUUAAUUGGGAGGUGACAAAAAUUAGAUUAUUGGGUUAAUCAGAAAAUCUCAUUGGAUUUCUACCAGAGAUAGAUCACACUUACUGACUGCCAUUAAAGUCAACACCUGUAGUCCAGUUUAUUGCAACAAUUAUUUCAUUUAUAAAUGCCUCAUUUGCAUGUUAAAGCUUGGACUCUGUAAGAGAAAUUGCUUUUUUUCCAAAACAAAAGGAUGUCUCAGGUUUGUUUUGAGGUUUGUCUAAAAAACUUUCAUGUUCCAGAACUUAGCCUUUACCUGUGAAAUGUUACUAUGGCCUUAAUAUUUUCAUACUAGAUCUAUAUUAGAUCAAAUAGUUGCAUAGCAGUAUAUAUUAAUUUGUAUGUUUGUAGCUGUGAUACAACUGUGUGAUUAAAAAAGGUAUACUUUAAUAGA